Molecule: messenger RNA, 662 nt
Organism: Apodemus sylvaticus (European woodmouse)
Lineage: Eukaryota; Metazoa; Chordata; Mammalia; Rodentia; Muridae
Gene: Dph3
Product: diphthamide biosynthesis 3
Exons: 3
Coding region: 95-343 (82 amino acids)
Biological process (GO): protein histidyl modification to diphthamide
Molecular function (GO): metal ion binding
Source: RefSeq, a predicted model, not a curated record
AAGUGACUUCCUGCUCCAGGGUGGGCGGCAAAGCCCGGGGCCUACCCUGCCUGGGCACAGCUAGACAAACUGAUGCGGUGCCGACCGGGUGACCAUGGCUGUGUUUCACGACGAGGUGGAGAUCGAGGACUUUCAAUAUGACGAGGACUCGGAGACCUAUUUCUACCCCUGCCCCUGUGGGGAUAACUUCUCCAUCACCAAGGAAGAUUUGGAAAAUGGAGAAGAUGUGGCAACGUGUCCUAGCUGCUCACUCAUUAUAAAAGUGAUUUAUGACAAAGAUCAGUUCAUGUGUGGAGAAACAGUCCCAGCACCUUCAACCAACAAAGAGCUAGUUAAAUGCUGAGGAAGCUCUCAGGAGCGCACAUCCUGGCCAGCAGGGCUGAAGCCAGGUGGACCCAGGGCUGAGUUACCAAGCCCCUUAGUGGGCAGCUGUCCUGUGGAUGCCUCAUGGGCGUGAUCUUCAGCAGCCACUGAACUCAGCAUGAAAAAGUGAGCCUGUGACUUGUCAGACUUGGAUUCCAUACUUACCUGGAGCUGGAAGGAUUCCUAAUUGUCCAUCUGAAUUUAAGGAAGAGCCUUAUGAACUGGUGCUUUUCCUUCGAUUGGUUGCAUCAUUUGAAUAUCUGAAAAUUCGUUUUCUGAAAAUAACAUCAUCUGCCUCA